Carya illinoinensis is the source of this 819-nucleotide messenger RNA. RefSeq lists its product as uncharacterized. The transcript has a single exon. Lineage: Eukaryota; Viridiplantae; Streptophyta; Magnoliopsida; Fagales; Juglandaceae. The record is from RefSeq and is a predicted model, not a curated record. Bases 317 to 550 code for a protein of 77 amino acids.
GUCACUUUUCCCGUCAACAAAGCGGCUUGAAAGGGAUAAGGUCUGGGCCUGGAGUCUGGACACACUACGGUUUUUCUAGUCAAUGUUUCUGUACUCGUGUACAUUUGUCUCUGAACGGCCCACAGAAUUGAAACGCGGUGCAAUUUGAUUCCUAGCUUGCCCGAGAAGACCAACUGUUUGAUAAAUUUAUAUAGUGUACUAUUCAACGGAUUAUAGCCUUGUCCUCGUUUAUAUUAGUGUCCUUCACCCGAGAGUACAUAGAAUUGCUAGCAAUUUCAACAGACAAAACAGAGUUCGUGAGAGAGAUUGAACGUAGAUGGUGAGGGAAUGGAAGGAAGCAGCACGAGGGGAUGGAAGCAGCAACAAUGAAAGCUUAAGCAGCAGCAGUGCAGUUUUGAUCUUCUGGGGUGCGUUGGUCAUGAUUUCUCUUAUUACAGCUAUCAUCUUUGCCUGCGCAGAUGGUGCAUCCAAAGAAAAAGACUCUGCAACCCCCACCGAUACCAAUGGCACAGUUUGUGCUGCCGGCUGUGGUGGAGGCUGCGGUGGUUGAUUACUCUUUCCCAUCAUCACUCUCUGCAUCGAUCAUAAGAGGCACGAGAAUGAGAUUCAGAAGUAUCACUGAUAUGAUAUCUGUUGCCAAGCAUUGCUUCCUUUUUGUUUUGAAGUUAUUCAUGUUAGAGCUAUUGUUAGUUUCUUCUAGGGGUGUGCAUCCGGAUCCGGGUAUCCGGCCAUAACCGGAUCCGGAUCCGGAGUUCAAAAUCUGGGCGGUUAUCCGCCCGGAUUGAACCCGGACUUAAUCUGGGCGGAUAUCCGGAUUUU